Molecule: messenger RNA, 1695 nt
Organism: Ylistrum balloti
Lineage: Eukaryota; Metazoa; Mollusca; Bivalvia; Pectinida; Pectinidae
Exons: 1
Coding region: 1-1695 (564 amino acids)
Biological process (GO): positive regulation of DNA-templated transcription
Cellular component (GO): chromatin; nucleoplasm
Molecular function (GO): ubiquitin-protein transferase activity
Source: RefSeq, a predicted model, not a curated record
AUGGCUGGUCGACUUGCUAAAAACGUGACAGAGGAAUUUUUAACGUGUUCAGUGUGUUUAGAACGAUUCAAAGAUCCGCGGACGUUACCUGGAUGUGAGCAUUCAUUCUGUCUGGCUUGCUUAGCCGGACAUAUAGACAGAACCCGAUCGGACGACACAUUUUAUUGUCCAAUCGACCGGACAGAAGUCAAAGUGACCGACGACGCCAAUGAUCCUUGGAUUAUUGCAGCACAGUUCGGUGUUGAUCAAACACUCGAUGGGUUUUUACGUGUCGUGCACAAUGAUAUACGACGGAACAGCGACUGUCUUGCUUUUUAUUGCUUCGCUUGUAAGACGUUGACGACUGCAGAGGCUGCGGUGGAAGGACACAAAACAGAUGACUGUGAAUGUAUAAAGGUUUCCAAAGCCUACAAGCGAAUUUUACCGUCUCUCGUGGGCUACCGACAGGAGCUGGAAAAGAUGCUUCUUGAGUCCGACAGAUGGCGGUGGCAGAAGAACGGUCAGAUGGGUCUUACUGAAUCUCAACAAGAGGUUCUUCAACAGAUCGAGUUAUACGAGUCUAAACUUGAGACGUUCUACAUGCAGACAAAGGAAAAGGUGUCUUUGUUAAAAGGACAGGUCAUGGAAUAUGUAGUCGAACAAGACACAGGUGAGACUCUCGAUGAUAUGGAGACCGUUCGAGAUCAAAUCAAAGAUGCUUAUAUUGAUCUGAACGACGCGAUGGAUGACGAAAACAUGGAUUCACUCCUGAUGUCAUUCUCAGACAUGAAGCCACAACUCUCACGACUUCGUAAACGUCUAAACUCUACGCUCGGCAAAAGUACACGGAAGUGUAGCUUUGAAUUUGUACCUGAUCCAAAACUUCAAGAGCUUUUUCACAAUCCACUUAACUUCGGCACUUUGCAUUCUAUCGAACACUUCAAUUUCAGUGGACAUCCGGAAGAAGACGAUAAAGUUAACUUUUACGAUGUUGCCGUGAAUGAAAAAUAUAUUGUCAUUGCUGACGGCGAGAAUGGCGUCAUACGGCGAUUCCUCAUCGACGGAAGUUACGUCGACAGUAUGUCCAUCACGAACCCAUGUAGGAUCACUUUCACAGCAGAAAGCGAGAUCGCAGUCACCAGAUUCUUCAAGAAGAAAAUAACAAUCGUAUCUCUUGGUCGAAAAAUGCACGUGAAAGAUCAUAUAAAGACCAAACGACCCUAUAUUGGGAUAUGUUUCCUUAACCCGGACAAAUUCGCCACGUCCUACUACAAUGACGACGAACCAUCGGGGAUUGAUAUCAUUUCUAAAAAGGGGGAAAUUCAACACUCUCUUCUCAGUAACACUUCCGGUGCUGGAACUGAUCCACUUUUCAUUGUUCCGAUGUUCAUGACAAAAUCAUCUUCCGGUAACAUCGUCAUUUGUGACUUUUGUGAUACACGUCACGUGAUCUGUGUAAGCGAUACGCUCGCGCCUUUAUGGUGUCGUCAGGUGGAGAGUAUGCCUUGUGGAGUCACGUGUGACGCAGACACGGUCUACGUGACAUUGCCUGACGUCAAUCACGUAAUUGCACUUGAUCAAGAGGACGGCGAGAAAUUGAGGAAUAUAGUGAAGCCUACAGACGGUGUUAAACGUCCGUACGCGACAAGUGCUUGUGGUGGAGAACUCGUCAUCACGGAGGACAGCUCCGAUAAGAUUCAUAUUUUCCGUGUAUGA